This is a messenger RNA of Vespa mandarinia (Asian giant hornet), 1960 nucleotides long. RefSeq lists its product as uncharacterized. Gene Ontology annotation, molecular function: microtubule binding. Gene Ontology annotation, cellular component: axoneme. NCBI's taxonomy places the organism in Eukaryota, Metazoa, Arthropoda, Insecta, Hymenoptera, Vespidae. Gene Ontology annotation, biological process: regulation of cytoskeleton organization. The record is from RefSeq and is a predicted model, not a curated record.
CAUUAUGCAACUUUUUAUUGACAUAAUUGCAUAUAUAUACAUUGUCAUUCGUAUUAUUGCCAGUGCUAUCUUUGGAAGCAAACGAUCAGAGCAACCUCUCAUGGCGACCUCGUCGCGACUAUUACGCCUCUUUCGGCAAGACAUAUAACUAACACAUCUUGGCGCCAUCAAAUGUAUACACCAGAAACUAACCAAACAAAGUAAAAGACAAUAAAGAUCCUGAAAACAAAGGAGACGAUAAAGAUGCCAAAAACACAAAGAAAAUCAUACAUUCUUUCUUCGACUCUUCUAGAGACCACAGUCGUAACUGCUGGAAAUCAUAGUCUGAUUAUACCUACUGUAUACCAAACAUAGCUACAUAAAUAUAUCAUAAAUGUUACUUGAUGUACAAAGUUCUUAAUACAUAGUGACAUGUCAACGACAUCUAGCGGCAGAUUUCCAAAUCUUUUUCCAACAACACAGGCGAUAUCUAACGAUCGAUUUUCCUAUCAUUUCUACUCAUCAUUCCUCCGCCAUAUUUCAUUUAGAAUCAGUCUAUUCUAUCUAUUAACAUAAAGACAGGUAAAAAGUUAUUUAGUUUGUAUAAUUUAUAAGUAUCCCGUCAUAUUAGAAAGAUUAAACAUCGAUAUAUUUUAUUCCUCAGAUUAUAUUCUUAAACAUUAUAGAUAAAUCGUUAAUUUCUUAUCUAGCAGUCUUUAAUAUUACAUGUUUACUUUUAGUGAUAUAUUGGAAUUAUUUUUAUCGCAAUAUUGACGUUUGUAAGAAUAACAAGAGAAUUAUAAUAUUAAUUACUGGCUGUACGUCUGGCAUUGUGAAUGGAAGUUAUUAAAAGGCAAAAGAAUGAAUGACAUAGCAGAUCAAUGCGAGUAUAAAAAAGAUCAAAGCGAUAUUUCGAAAGAAUUAUGUGCCUGGAUCGAAAGUAUUCCUUUUACAAAACCUAAGAAGAAUAUAUCUCCUCUGUCGUUAUACAGAGAUUUAUCGGAUGGCGUUUUGUUAGCUGAAAUUCUCAAGUAUUAUUAUCCCCGUUACGUUGAUCUUCAUAAUUACAUACCUGCAAAUAAUUUUUUCUUGAAGAAAGAUAAUUGGAAUACAUUAAAUCGUAAAGUAUUAACGAAGAUCGAUAUGAAAUUGAAUAAAGAUGUUAUAAGUUUACUCGCUAAUUGUCAUCAAGGAACAAUAGAGAAGCUCCUUUUUGAGAUCAAAAACAAAAUCGAAAGAAUCAAUCAUCAGGAUGUUUUGUCGUUAAACGAAACGCGAAAUGAUGAGCUAGUUAACAAUGAUAAUGUUAAAUUAUCGGAAAAUCUGAAUAAUCGGGAUUCUAUUGAAAUGUUAACAUCUAAGAAUGCAAACAUUAAAGAAUUUUCUGUUUCUCGUCAGUUAAAGAUAAAUUGUAUAAAGGGAGCGAUAUUUAACGCUACAAAAUGGUUGUUUAGUUGGUUCUGCUUUUGGAAUUUCUUUCUGAGUUAUGGACGAAAGAAUAAUAUAAUAGAAGAUAUAAAAAUCGAAGUUGAUCAGAAAGACGAAGACGUACCACAUCAAAUUUGUAUUCAAUUGAAGCAAGAAUUACGUGAGAAAGAUAAUCUAAUAUGUACUCUGAAUCAUAAAAUCGCUUAUCUGGAAGGAGCAAUGAAGUUGAAAGAUCUACGCAUAUCUGGUCUAACGUCACAAAUAGUACAAAAUGCUGUGGAAAUGGAUAACUUUGCUAAAUGUCAAGGAAAUGAGCAUCAAUUGAAAACACGUAUACGUUUUUUCUCUAAUAGUCACAAACAUAACGAAAAUGAAAUCAACAUGAUGCUAUAAAUACACUUUGAGAGAUAUUUUUGAUAUAUGAUCUUCUGGAAUGUAAUUUUUUCGAUCAUUAUCUUUCUUAAUGUAUAGCUAAUAUAUCCGAUAAUAUCUAUAUAUGAGGAAUGUAUUAAUAAGUGAUUUCAAAUUAAUUUAAUUUCGUGAAAGAAAGAUA